This is a messenger RNA of Adelges cooleyi (spruce gall adelgid), 4904 nucleotides long. It is a transcript of the gene EDTP, whose product is annotated as myotubularin-related protein 14. Gene Ontology annotation, molecular function: phosphatidylinositol-3-phosphate phosphatase activity. The transcript has 11 exons. NCBI's taxonomy places the organism in Eukaryota, Metazoa, Arthropoda, Insecta, Hemiptera, Adelgidae. The record is from RefSeq and is a predicted model, not a curated record. The coding region runs from base 343 to 2295 and encodes 650 amino acids. Gene Ontology annotation, biological process: dephosphorylation.
UUUUUUUUUUUAUUUCUCCUUUGCCCGUGGGCCGUGUUUCCUUGUCGAGCGUGUCGUGCUGUGCUGUGUUGGCCGGACAUCCGUGAUGUAUGCGUUUUGCGUGCGGUGUCUCAUACGCAGUAAACAGUGACGACGACUGCAGCCUAGUGGACGGGAAAAAAACCACCAACUGCGGCGACAAUCCAAUACACUACUAGUAGGUGUAAUAAUAAUAUCGUUAUUAUUAUCAUUACUAUGUGUACAACGUAAUAACGCAGUUUCGGCGGAAAAAAAAAUGCCAUCUCACCGGUAUCGGACCGUCUGAUCCGCGCAUCGGGCGACUAGCCGUCUUCUACGGCACCCAUGGACCGACAGGACAGCAUAAUGGACAAAAACGUCGUGUCCGAAGACGACAUCAGCGCGUUGAUCGGGAAUUUUGCCAAGGAAACGUUCAAGUGCACCAACAGCGAUCCGUUUGCUCUUGAUGUUAUGGACAAGUGCUUAAAUCUUCUAAGGUUGGAUUAUAAAUUUAUGAUUAUCGACAACAGCAAAGGCCGUAUCAAUGAACAGUAUCCGCACAAGAUACCGAUAAUACAACAUGAAAGGUAUCCAAGGGGCCCGAGAAAUGACAGAUCGUCGUCUAGUUCCGAUGACGUUUCACCAAUGGGAGCUUGCAGCCGCAAGAGAAACAGCUUGGGUGCUCCUUCUUCGAGUAACCACUCGUCUCCGGAGCCUUAUGCCCGAUCUCAGUCGCCUAGACAUAGUCCUAAAAAAACUACCGACGCCAUUGGCACUGACAUAGUGUCCAUCGACACAUUAAUUAACGAAGCAAAGUUUGCGCGGUGUCGAAAUCGUUUUGUCGUUCCCGUGAUAUUAUAUCAAGGAAAAUAUAUUUGCAGAUCUUCUACUAUAGCCAGAAUGACAGAAAUCGGAUUAGGAACGGCGUCCGAAAAAGGAUUAUCAUUUGAGGAGUUCCGGCAAUUAGAUAAAAAAAGAAAAUGUGACGUUGAAUUACUUAAAGCAUGGAAAGUUGGAACAAUUAUCGACUUAAUGGUUGAAAACGAAAAACAGAAGUAUUUAAUUGCCGUCACGUCAUCGGAAAAAGUCGACGACACACAAAAAUACGCCGUAUUCAGAAUUAUUCCGACUCCGUAUCCCGGUUGCGAAUUUUUUCACGAUUUCAAAAAGAACAACUAUAACUCUGAAGGUCUAAUGUUUAACUGGUCUGAUCCAGCCAUUAAUUCCACACUGAACGUAAAACCCAAUCCUGCAGUCGAUCAACUCGACAUCCAGUGGAAUAAAUACAAGGAAUGGGACUUGCGUCAACUGACCGAGAACUACUUGAGUUUGAUGUUGAAAUACAUUUGGUGUUCGUCAAAAGGAAUACUCAUUCAUUGCAUUAGUGGUUGGGACCGCACGCCUUUGUUCAUAUCGUUGAUCAGAAUGUCUUUGUGGGCUGAUGGAGUCAUUCAUAAGUCGUUAUCACCGAGCCAGAUGUUAUACCUAACUCUAGGAUACGACUGGUAUCUGUUUGGACACAACCUAGAAAAUCGGCUCGAAAAAGGAGAAGACAUCAUGCAUUUCUGUUUCCAUUUCUUGAAGUAUAUAUUUAGCGACGAUUUCAAGACGCCAACUGUUCCUUCUGCUGUUACUGCGCCAAACAGUCCAAAGUUCUCUUCGUACAUGGGUGAAUUUGAUUUAGCCGAUUUGGAUCAUUUAGAAAUACGUUCGAGACACAACAGCAACGGCAGCAACGAAGACUUGACAAUCGGCAAAGUCUACGACGGGUUCGACGAUUAUCAUUCGCAGUUUGAUUUCGAUCAAACUGUUACGACAAAAUUGAAGUCGUUGAAGAAGCCGACCGAAAAGUUUUUCAUCAAGGAAACCAUUUACGAAAUGGACGAUAUCGAAGAUAUCGACGACGAUGACUUCAUUAUAGCCGACGAAGUAGAAACAAAACGGUAUAAAUGUUCGUCUCCCCGUAGGCGUUAUCGUUCUAUGAGAUCGCCUGAUUCGGACUGUGAUAUAGACGAUUUCGAAUUCACCGCUAACGUCGAGAGGACAAUGCCCGUCGACAUGCCGUCGUCCAAUAAACGAAACCGGACAUGUUCCAAUUCGAGCGAAACUGACGAAUGGUCGAUGGUAACCCAAACCGGUAGCUUAAACGGAAACGAUAUUACCGACAAUAAGUUUAGAACUAUUUCAUCACGAGAAAAUCGAUUGUCCGCAAUUCGAGAACUGUUUCACAAAUGUUACAGUACGUACGGUUACAAAACUGACGGGCCCGAAGGUAUUCUUAGUAAAUUAUUAUUUUAACGCGUUCAAACGUCCUACGUACCUACGUGUCUAAUGUUUGACGGACUGAAUCAUACUAAAAGGCUGACAUUUAUUGGAUUAACUACAUUUGAGAAAACGUCCCGUGCUAACGUAUCGCGUCUUUCACUCGAUUUUGUGUGUUGAACGAUUUUGUGAUAGCCAACGUUAUGUAGAAAAUGUUGCCGGCUGUCUGGCCAGGUCCGACAUAGUUUGAAGUUGUUUUUGUUUGUAUUCGUAUACUUAGACUUGAUUUUCUUCGAUAUUAAAACUAUUUUCUCUCUUUCUCUCUUUUUUUUUUAUUACAUUUCAAUUAUCGCCACAUAACGUAGUCUUGUCUUAUAGUAACAAUUUUUCUUUUACGAGUUAUCCAAUAGCCACAAUUACAUUCGCAAACGGUCAAAUCUCCAAUGCAUUAAAAAAAAAAAAAACUAUUACACUUUUUUUAACAUCUUUUUAUAUUUAUAUAAUAUAUAUUAUACAGUAAAUCAAUUAUAGUGGUGUAUAAUAAUAUACUUGAGCAAUACACGGGGACGCGACAUCCUAACGUGUGUUUAUUUUUUUGUUCUUCGCCGAGGCUAUCAUCACACGUCAACAAAUGAAUUAUUGUAAAAAAAUACUUUUGUAUAAAUUUUCAAACCACGUAUUAAAAUGUAUGUAAAAAAAAAAUGUAAUGAAUUAUAUACAGGGUGAUUGCCUGGUGAAUUUAUGUUACGUAUACUCAACUUUAUGUAUACGGCUGUGUUCAAUCGGAAUCAUUUCCAGCCAAAUUUCAAUGUUUUUUUAAUGUUAUAAUUACUAUUUAUUUUUAUCAUUGUAUUAUCUUCUUUAAGCUGUUAGUAGGUAUUGUAUGAUUUUAUUAUUUUUCCUUUUGUUAUUGUAGUCUAUAUUCUAGCCACACCCGUUAUGUUGACGCGACACUUAUUUAUUAGUUCCCACGAACAGACUAUGGUUUUUUUUUUAACAACUUUUUGUUUAUAUACAAAUCAUCAUUUGCAAUAUUAUUACUAUAUGUGUACUUCUUAAUGUGUGAUGAUGACUGCCAGUAAACAAUACGCUGUAUAACUAAAUAUCUAAGUAUAUAAGGGGCAAGUCUACACUGUGCGUGAUUGUUUGUUACAAUUUCUUUUAUAUCUACCAACCCGUUACGGCGCAUCUUACGAAAACUAACAAGUUUCUCUUUUACCAAAAGAAAUAACCAUUUUUUUUUUUCUACAUAUGUUUAUAGUUAGUCUCGGUCGGUGUAAGGGGAUGGCUUUUCGCCUGACUUAUUAUUAGCAAUAACAAUAGGGAAAAAAAUCAAACUUGUUAGUAUUUCGUAAGUGGCGUCGGUUAAAUAUUGUGAUACAUUUUGAAAUUAAAAUUAGUAAUAAUUUUUUUAAUAUAUAUACAUACAAACUUUUAUACCGGGAGGUUUUUUUGAUAUUUAAACAUUAUCACUGACUUUCAAUAUUGUAUACUAAAUGUAAACAUCAUCUUAUCUAUCGUCAACAAUUACUUUGAAUUUUUUAUCGUAGCACCCGUGUACUCGCACAGUAUGACUUAUUCAAGGGGUACUUACUUAGUAAUAAGUAAUUCGUUUAAUAUUUUAAGCAGACAUAUGUUAUAGCCAUUUUUUUUUUUAAUAUCUUAUCAUAUUUACUACCCAAACAAGCACAGUUGAAUGUAGUUCAGUUCAGUAGGUCAUGAACACUCUUUACCGAGCCAAGACCGAUUGAAUGUGUUACAAGUUAUAAUAUAGUCGAUCGAUCACAUUUCAACAUAACAUAAAUUUAACAAUACAACAUUUCAGUUUAAUAUUAUUCUUGAAUGCCAUUUUCAUGGUAUAACUUAGAAUCACAUUAACGUUCAACAGAAAAUUGUCAUUGGGGGCUUUCCCUAGACGAAUACCGAAACGCCUUUGGCAAGUCGUUCCUAUUUUUAUUAAUAUAUUUCUUACCUUCAUUAAUAUACAUAAAUUUGAAUUUAAUAAAAUAAUUUUAAUAUUAAUUAAUCAAGGUAAACUGUGAGGCUGUUGAAUUUUUUUUUUUUUUUUUGUAUUGUACUUAAUAUAAAUAAUGUAAUAAUAAUAUAUUAAAUGGUAAUAAUUUGUGUUCGGACACAUUUGUUAAAGUCGCUAUAACACAUUUUUACGGUUGUGCGUUUGAUGAAUUGUAAUACAUUGUGGUUCACUUGAGAAAGUGGAAAUCGGAUUAGAAAGCGAUAUCUUUACAUUUCGAAAACAAUUUUUAACUAAAGUAAUUUAAGUCAGCAGAGUAAUAUAUUUUGUAAUAUCUAGAAAUAGUCGUAUACACCACAUCAUCUUUAUCGUGUCUUUUACUCAUGUGUUCAUAGACAUUAAGUACUUAAUUGUUUGUUAACUCGGCUGUGUCAGUUACGAAUAGCACAUGUAAAUUAUAAGAGAAAAAAUAUCUCAACACAAGUUGAUUGACGUUACAUCCGUUUGUGAUCUUAGCUUUGUAUUAACAAAAUACGUAUUAUAUUAUUAUACAAUAUAUUUAAGAAAUGCGUUUUGUUAUCCGAAACAUAAUUUUAUAUGUUACAUAAACCGAUUUUUUUUUUUUUAAAUCUUAUUAUAUAAUAUUGUUAAUAACAUUCUAUUUAAUAAUAAA